GUAUCCCCAGUGGGGAAUGGUUAGCAAACGAUUAGCAUAGCAUUACUGUAAGAUUUCAUUGUUUUUCACGUCAGUUUGCUACAUAAUGUGGAUUCAAAGCAAAUAGCACGGAGGAUGACAUCAUGGUUCGCCAAUGCCAUUUAAAAGGUGACCUCUUGCUGGUUUGAGCACAUAACCUGCACCAUGGGAAGGAGAUAUUACUGUGACUACUGUGACCGGUCCUUUCAGGACAACAUGCACAACAGGAAGAAACAUUUGUUUGGUGUUCAGCAUCACAGAGCUAAAAAGGCCUGGUACGACUAUUUCAGAGACUCCUCAGCUAUUCUGUGUGAUGAGCAAUUAAAGAAACCCUGCAGGAAGUUUCUCCAAAAAGGAAUAUGUGAUUUCGGCCCUAACUGCAGGUUUUCUCACAUGUCUGAAGAAGAUAUGUUUCACCUACAAAGACAGGUGGAAGAUGAAAGACGUCUCAGAGAGGGUGCUGUAGACAGCAGGAUGCCGGGGCGCUGUGUAGAGGACUGGCUCUCCAGAAGGGAAAAGAGGCGAAGUGCCCUCGGUAACCAGGGAGAUCUAAAAGAUAAGGACGUCAGUGAAGAGGUCCAAGAAGAAAGUGACAUACCUCCACAGCUCCUCUCCGUCCAUGACCUCCCACCCUCUCUUCUUCCUCCUCCUCCCAGCGGGUGGAAAGGCAAAGUGAACUCAGAAUGGGGCUGACUGAUAUUCACUUUGUGGUUCACAUCGCUGUUAAGCUGGUGUGCAACAUUGGUAGAAUGAAAUGUACAGAAUACAUAUGAGAUGUCUUUUGUAGUUUUAAAUGAGAUAUUUAAUUGAUUCAUUCAUAGGAAGGUAAACCUGGAAUGACAUACAGGCGGUGCAUAAUGAAUCUCAUGAUUGACAUUUUGGCAGUCUGUUGUUGAUUGCUUCGCUAAUGUGAAGUCGAGUGCCUUUACCAUGAGACUCCCCUAAGGAGUUACAUUUGAUGUCAUGAA
This is a messenger RNA of Notothenia coriiceps (black rockcod), 986 nucleotides long. RefSeq names its product zinc finger, matrin-type 5 (gene zmat5). The coding region runs from base 184 to 711 and encodes 175 amino acids. NCBI's taxonomy places the organism in Eukaryota, Metazoa, Chordata, Actinopteri, Perciformes, Nototheniidae. The transcript has 6 exons. Gene Ontology annotation, molecular function: zinc ion binding. Gene Ontology annotation, cellular component: U12-type spliceosomal complex. The record is from RefSeq and is a predicted model, not a curated record.